Messenger RNA from Centruroides sculpturatus (bark scorpion), 1084 nucleotides. RefSeq lists its product as uncharacterized. The record is from RefSeq and is a predicted model, not a curated record. The transcript is spliced from 6 exons. Bases 470 to 1039 code for a protein of 189 amino acids. Lineage: Eukaryota; Metazoa; Arthropoda; Arachnida; Scorpiones; Buthidae.
GUUUCAAUUUUAAGGGCUUCUUAAAAAUUUUUUCAGUUUUCAUUAUUAUUUAUGCUAGUGCUUACUGUAUUUACAUAUUUUGAACCUGUCAUGGUAUUCUUCAUAACAUUGAUAAUUUAAUACCAUAAACCUAUAAAUAAACAGAUAAAAAACAUGCCUAAUUUUGCAUGGUUUAUUUUUGUUUUGUUAUUUAUGUUAAAAUUCUAUAAUCUGGCCGCCACCAUUUUCUGAAUCUAUGAGCUGUCACUAUAUUGUACUAAGCUUCUUACAUUUUGUAAGUUUUCAAUUAUUUUUAUAUUAUAAAAGAUAUAUUUUAUUCUAUUCUAAAUUUAUAUUAUUCUAUUAUUUUAAGAAUUUGUAAUUCUUAUUAUUUGCAUCAUAUUUGAUAAAUAUUUUGUUUAAUUUUGUCUAGUCUAAUGGGAUAUUAGAACGUUUAGGUAAAGUUGCAGCAAAUGGCUGUAUUCCUGGAAUGAGUAAAAAUUCACCUAAAAUUUCUUCACCUAAACAUAAAAAUGUUCCAGAAGAAAAUGAGGCAUAUUCAUCUGGGGUCUUACAAACAGUAAAAGAUCGAUUUUCUGAAGAAAGAUUGGCAAGAGAUUUUUCUUCAUUGUAUAAAACUGUUACAGAUUUUAUACCAAAGCAAUCACAAAUAUCACAAGAUAUACUUUUAAAAUAUAAAACAGUACAGUCUCCUCAUGUAAAAGAUGACGUUUUGGCAAAUUUUUAUAAACAAUGUUUGAAACCUCUUCAAUUUGAAACAUGGGAUAUGGAAGUUGAUGGACCUUUUGGUCAUUAUUAUGCAUUUGUACGCCAGCAUGAUAGAACAAUAGAAAAACAAAAUAUAUCAGAAAAACAGUUCUGGUUAAUUCAGCCAUUAUGCAAAAUACAGGAAUCUCUUGAUUUAUUAACAUUCCUGGCCCUAACACCAUUAAGGGUGCAUUCAGAAUUGGAGACCAGUUCAACCAAGUCACUUUGGCAUAGAUCAUCCCAUUUAUGGUUGAAGCUUGGAAUGCCUGACAGUGUUCAGAGGAGGAGUUGAUAACAUAAUGUGGUUGUGAUCCAGUCUAGUCCAUAUGCUCAUAUA